Messenger RNA from Folsomia candida, 1770 nucleotides. RefSeq lists its product as uncharacterized. NCBI's taxonomy places the organism in Eukaryota, Metazoa, Arthropoda, Collembola, Entomobryomorpha, Isotomidae. Bases 1 to 1770 code for a protein of 589 amino acids. The record is from RefSeq and is a predicted model, not a curated record. The transcript is spliced from 4 exons.
AUGACUACUACAGAUACACUCCCCGAAAUUAACAUCCUCCUCCUCGGCGAAACCGGCGUGGGAAAAUCCACCUGGCUCAACAGUUUCCUCAACUACAUAACCCACCCUUCUCUCUCAAUCGCCAAAUCAUCCGAGCCCCUGCUACACCUCAUCCCCACAAUGUUUACCAUCACCACGCCCGACUUCCAAGAGGUUGUCGUCCAAGUGGGGGAUCCGUCCUUGGCAGAAAAUCUGAAAACUGGAGAGUCUGCCACCCAAGCUGCGCAAAUCCACUCUUUCCGCACCCCCUCAAACAUUAUCAACUUUAUCGACACGCCGGGGAUUGGAGAUUCUCGUGGAAUAAUUAAAGACGGGGAAAAUAUGGAAAGCGUCAUGGCGGUUAUUAAACCGCUCGGAAAGCUGCACGGGAUUUGCAUCCUCCUAAAACCGAACGAAGCCAGGUUGACGCUCUCGUUCAGGUUUUGCAUUCAAGAGCUGCUUGGUCACCUUCAUAAGGAGGCUGUUUCAAACAUUGUCUUCUGCUUUACGAACACGAGGGGGAAUUUCUACAGGCCGGGAGAAUCGAUCAAAUCGUUGAAACAGUUGGUCAGCAAUAAUCUUCCGGGGAGAAGUUCGGCAAGUCUGGGGCUUGAUUCGGGCAGCAUUUUUUGCUUUGAUAGUGAAGCCUUUAGGUAUUUGGCGGCAUACAAACAGCAGCAGGACAACAAGGACAGCGAACCGCUGUUUUCUGAAGACGAGUCCGCAAGUUUCGAGCAGAGUUGGAAGAAAUCCAGCGCCGAGGCUGAGAGGAUGAUUGCGCAAAUUAUGUCCCUAACUCCCCACAAUCUAGACUUAACACUGGAUCUCUUCCGAUUGCGGAGGUACGUUGACGCCAUCACCAUUCCGGUUGUGGAACUUAAACAGAAGCUACAGCUGGAAAUCCACAAUUUAGAAAAGUCUAGGGAAGACGUGCAGCAACAGCAAGACGCGACCACCGCCAUGGUGUCGGAUCUUUUUAAGGAGGCGACGAUUUUAAAGCGGGAAAAGUUAAAUCACCUCAACAUCGUUUGCACGCAUGACGAUUGUUCUGCCCCUCACGGAGAGAAUGAGCGACAUUUUAUGAAAAUAUGUCACGAAAAUUGCACCUGUUUGACGACUGGAGCUGACCUAAAUAUACAAAAUCAGGCCAAAUUGCUACAAUGUAAAGAAUUGAGCUCCGGCUCAACCUGCAAGGUGUGUGGGCACCCUUGGCAGAUUCAUAUGGCCGUGGAUUACGGUACCAAGAUGGUGGCGGAGCAGCAAUUCAACUCGGCAGGGGCUGCGGAUCUUCUAGUCAAUUUUGGCAAGACGGUUUGGAAAAGGAGUGAAAGUGAUGGAAUCCAACGCCGUGUCAAUGAGCUUAAAAAGGAACUCCAAACAAUUCAAGAUGCCACGUCCUCACUCGUCUCAAUGUUACAAGCGAAUGCAGUUGAUGAUGAAAACGACGCCGUGGAAGAAUAUAUGGAGCGUCUCAUUAAAGAUGUCAAACCCGGUGAUGAACACGACGCGUUGGAGGAAUUGCGAGACAGCUAUGCAAUUAAGAAGGAAGCAUUUUCCAGCGUGGAAAAUGAUAACGAUUGUAAACUGGAUAUGCAGAAGGUUGACGCGUUGCUGGACUCUUUACUGUCAUUGAAGUUGUCGGGGGAUUGUCUCAGACAAAAGGUGAAUCCUAUAAGUGAAAAGGUAGGGGGCAAAAUUUGGCAACGGAAAAGAUGUGAAGGGGAUGAUAAAGAUAAAUGCAACAUUUGCUAG